UUUCUCUGUCACAUUCUCUCUCUCUCUCUCUCUCUCCAGCGUUUUCCAUUUUGCCUUUUGUUUACAGAUCCAACACCAGCCUCGAAUUCUCGCUCCCCAACCGGGAUUCUCGUCGCCUGGACACCAAGAACGAGGCCCCUCGAGAUUUGUUGAUUGAUUUGCUUUGUUGGGUACGUCGAGAGAGAGAGAGAGAGAGAAGCGGCUGUAAUGGCGGCGGCAGCCGGGUUCUUGAUUGCCGUCGCGGCGCUGGCGUCGGCGGCGGCGGUGUGCGGCGGAUUCCCGGCGGCGAUGACGCUGGAGCGGGCUUUUCCCGUGAGGGGUCACGCGGAGAUGAGUCAACUCAUUGCUCGGGACAGAGCCAGGCACGGCAGGAUGUUGCAGUCUUCCACCGGGGUCGUUGAUUUUCCCGUCGCCGGCUCUUUCAAUCCUUUCGCUGUUGGGCUUUAUUACACAAAAGUGCAACUGGGUAACCCUGCAAAAGAUUACUACGUACAGAUUGAUACAGGAAGUGAUGUUCUGUGGGUUAGUUGUAGUUCCUGCAGUGGCUGUCCCGGGAAAAGUGGACUUCCUAUUCAGCUCAAUUCAUUCGAUCCGUCUAGCUCAAAGACGGCUUCGAUGAUCUCUUGCUCUGACAAACUUUGCGUCCAAGGGGUUCAGUCGUCGGACUCAGGCUGCUCUUCACAGAAGAACUCUUGCAGUUUCUCGUUCCAAUAUGGAGACGGUAGUGGGGCGUCAGGUUAUUAUGUGUCUGACCAGUUCCAUUUCGACACGAUGUUGGGGGGCUCUCAGACUGCUAAUUCCUCAGCUUCUGUUGUCUUUGGGUGUGGCACGGCAGUAAGUGGGGAAUUGACGAAAACGGAUAGGGCAGUUGCUGGGAUUUUUGGGUUCGGGCAGCAGAGUAUGUCUGUUGUUUCUCAGCUGGCUUCACAGGGAGUAACACCCAAAGUGUUCUCACAUUGCUUGAGCGGAGAUGGGAACGGUGGGGGCAUAUUAGUCCUUGGCGAAAUUGUUGAGCCAAAUAUAGUCUAUAGUCCGCUCGUCCCGUCACAGCCUCAUUACAAUUUGAAUCUGCUAAGCAUUUCGGUGGGUGGGCAACAACUGGCUAUUGACUCGUCAGUAUUUUCAACAUCAAGCAGCCAAGGGACUAUAAUAGAUUCAGGGACGACACUGGCAUACCUUGCCGAAGGAGCUUAUGACACUUUCGUUACCGCCAUUGCGAACGCUGUUUCUCAGACUGCUCAAAGUUAUCCUACCCAGGGAAAUUACUGUUACCUCAUCACAUCAAGUGUCACGGAUGCAUUCCCUCAAGUUAGCUUGAAUUUUGAAGGAGGGGCUUCCAUGGUACUAAGUGCUACGGAGUAUAUGUUGCAGCAGCAAUCAGGGGGUGGUACCGAAGUAUGGUGCAUUGGCUUUUCAAAAGUUCAGGGGCAAGACAUUACAAUUCUAGGAGACCUUGUUCUACAAAACAAAAUCAUCGUCUACGAUUUGGCUGGGCAACGGAUCGGAUGGGCCAAUUAUGAUUGUUCACUGUCCGUGAAUGUGUCAACAACUAGCAACACCGGUACAAACGAAUACGUUAACGCGGGACAGCUGAGUGAUAAUAGCUCACCUAGAAGCACGCCUUACCAAUCGUUACCGCCGAUCAUGAUAGUAAUGCUCGGCAUUCUCCUGUUGCUAUAGCAUCCAACACAGGAAGGGGGUCUGCAGUCAUUCCGUUAUAGUAUAUUUAUGCAGCUCGUUUCAUACUCACACCGAAGCAAGCGAGACAGAUUGAUCACUUCUUUUGCAGCCAUUUUGCUGCGCUGGUGUACCAUAGUUUUGCAGUUCUUCAUUUCGAGGAUCAGCAUAUUUAUUCAUUCAGUCAGUGUAGAUUCUUACUUCAUUAGGCUUGUGAUAUAGGCAGUGUUGUAGAUGACAUUCAGAUACAGUUUAUUCAUACAUCAUAAAUCGACUUGCCAUUUUUUUU
Molecule: messenger RNA, 1966 nt
Organism: Rhodamnia argentea
Lineage: Eukaryota; Viridiplantae; Streptophyta; Magnoliopsida; Myrtales; Myrtaceae
Product: aspartic proteinase 36
Exons: 10
Coding region: 208-1680 (490 amino acids)
Biological process (GO): proteolysis
Molecular function (GO): aspartic-type endopeptidase activity
Source: RefSeq, a predicted model, not a curated record